Messenger RNA from Pyricularia grisea, 1406 nucleotides. RefSeq lists its product as uncharacterized. Bases 153 to 1406 code for a protein of 417 amino acids. The transcript is spliced from 2 exons. NCBI's taxonomy places the organism in Eukaryota, Fungi, Ascomycota, Sordariomycetes, Magnaporthales, Pyriculariaceae. The record is from RefSeq and is a predicted model, not a curated record. Gene Ontology annotation, cellular component: cytoplasm; membrane.
CUCCCUUGGCCUGGGUGGAUUUUCUUCAUCGUCGCCCUCGAUCUCAACAUCGAAUCGAGCUCAUUAAGCCUCGAGAACUAAUCCAGUCUCUCAGGCCGCUUUGUGUUUCUUCAUGAUUGAAUCAUCGCAAACACCAUCGUCAACCUGGCGCAAUGGACGGUGACCCGGCAGUCGAGAGCGAGCUCAGCUCCUUCAGUCUCUCCUUUCCUCUCCCAUUUAGGGUAGCUUUCAUCAUAGUAAUGGCCGUCUGGGGAUGGGGCGCCAAUCUCCACUACCUCUACCUCGUCCGCAUCGACGUGCCGGCCCUGAUCCGCUACCCGGGCCGGUCCUCUGCCUCUCAGGCACCACACCACAUCUCGACCUACCGCCUCGCUGCGCUCCUCUCCACCACCCUCGCCGCGACGCUCCUGCUCUUCUGGGCCCUGACCCGCCGAGACCCGGCCCUCGUCAUCUACUACGACUGGAUCCCCAUGACUUACCUGCUCGUGCUGGCGGGGCUCUUCGCCGUGCCCCUCCGCGGCGGCGCCAUGCCGACCACGGGCCGGCGGAGGCUGCUGGCCACGCUGCGGCGCGUGUCGCUGGGCGGCAUCGCCGAGGCCCACAACGGCAAGUUUGGCGACAUUCUGCUCGCCGACGUGCUGACCAGCUACGCCAAGGUCCUGGCCGACCUCUACAUCUGCGCGUGCAUGUUCCUGACCUCUGGGGGGUCAGCCACCGCCCGCCCGGACCGCGGCUGCGGCGGCGCCGUCGUCGUGCCCCUCAUCCUCGCCCUGCCAUCAGCCAUCCGCCUGCGCCAGUGCCUGAUCGAGUACUCGCGCGUCCGCUCCGCCCCCUACAAGGAGUCGGUCGGCUGGGGUGGCCAACACCUCGCCAACGCCGUCAAGUACAGCACCGCUUUCCCCGUGAUAAUCCUGACGGCCAUGCAGCGCAGCGGCGGGAGCGACGGGGGAGAGAAGGAGAGCACGGUCAACGCCGGCGUCAACCGCGCCUGGCUGGCCGCCGUGGUCGUGCAGUCGCUCUACACCUUCUACUGGGACGUGACCAAGGAUUGGGACCUGACGCUGUUCUCGUCGGCGCGGGAGCGCAACGCGCCCGAUCAGCCAUGGGGCCUGCGGCGACGGCUGCACAUCCAACCCGCCCCGUUCAUCUACUACUUCGUCGUGGUGCUGGACCUGGCGCUGCGGUGCACGUGGGUGCUCAAGCUCAGUCCCGGACUGGACAGGCUUUCGGGCUGGGAAGGGUCGCUCUUUGUGCUGCAGCUACUCGAGGUGUUGCGCCGCUGGGUGUGGAUCUUUUUCCGCGUCGAGACGGAGCACAUCAGGAACUCGAACCACCUGGGCCUCGGGGUGGAUGAUAUAUUACUCGGCAACUACCAGGGCAAGUCGGAUGAUGACGAGAGCGACUAG